Messenger RNA from Ananas comosus (pineapple), 1825 nucleotides. Its product is annotated as UDP-glucuronate 4-epimerase 6-like. The record is from RefSeq and is a predicted model, not a curated record. The transcript has a single exon. Lineage: Eukaryota; Viridiplantae; Streptophyta; Magnoliopsida; Poales; Bromeliaceae. Bases 139 to 1479 code for a protein of 446 amino acids.
ACUUGUCUUCUCCUUUUUCUUCUUCAUCUUCUUCUUCUCCUCCUCCUUUAUAUCCAUCCCCCCUUCGCUCUCUCUCUCUCUCCCCCUCACUACGUACUCUGCUUCAGUUCCCUCCGUUGAGAGGUCGAGAGCGAGCAAAUGGCGCCAACUCCUCCGGACAACAGCAAGACGAACAAGCUGGAGAGGUACAACAGCUACCUCCUCCGCCGCAUGAGCAGCGCCAAUGCCGCCGCCUCCUCCUCCUCCUCCUCCUCCUCCUCCUCGUCGCACCACCACAUCCUCUUCCGCGCCUCCGUGCUCACCGCCCUCGUCCUCAUCCUCCUCUUCACCCUCCACUACCCGCCCCUCCUCCUCCUCGUCUCCAACUCCGGCCCCCGCCCCUCGCCCCACCGCAGCCUCCUCUCCUCCUCCUCCUCCGCCUCCGCCUCCGCCUACGGCGGCGCCGCCUGGGAGCGCGACGUGCGGCGGUCGGCGGCCCCGCGGCGCGGCGCGGGGGGGCUGUCGGUGCUGGUGACCGGCGCGGCGGGGUUCGUGGGGUUCCACUGCUCGCUGGCGCUGCACCGGCGCGGCGACGGCGUGGUCGGGCUCGACAACUUCAACCCCUACUACGACCCGUCGCUGAAGCGCGCCCGCCACGGGCUGCUGGCGCGGCGCGGCGUGCUCGUCCUGGAGGCGGACAUCAACGACGCGGCGCUCCUCGCGGCGCUCUUCGCGGCGCACCCCUUCUCCCACGUGCUCCACCUGGCGGCGCAGGCCGGGGUGGUCUACGGCCUCAACACCGCCGCGCCCUUCUCCGAGUCGCACCGCACCGACCGCCCCGCCUCGCUCUACGCCGCCACGAAGAAGGCCGGCGAGGAGAUCGCCCACGUCUACAACCACAUCUACGGCCUCUCCGUCACCGGCCUCCGCUUCUUCACCGUCUACGGGCCCUGGGGCCGCCCCGACAUGGCCUACUUCUCCUUCGCCAAGAGCAUCCUCGACGGCCGCCCCAUCACCCUCUUCCGCACCGCCGACGGCGCCGACGCCCGCCGCGACUUCACCUACAUCGACGACGUCGUCAGGGGCUGCCUGGGCGCCCUCGACACCGCCCGCAAGAGCACCGGCAGCGGCGGCCAGAAGCGCGGCCCCGCCCAGCUGCGCGUCUACAACCUCGGCAACACCUCGCCCCUGCCCGUCGGCCGGAUGGUCGCCAUACUGGAGGAGCUGCUCGGCAAGAAGGCCAAGACGCACGUCGUCACCAUGCCGCGCAACGGCGACGUCCCCUACACCCACGCCAACGUCAGCCUCGCGCGCCACGACUUCGGCUACCGCCCCACCACCGACCUCGCCGCCGGCCUCCGGAAGUUCGUGCGCUGGUACGUCGACUACUACGGAGUCGUCGACGUCGAGAUCAAGGAGUCCACCGAAAAGACCAUCAUGCACGACGACGACGACGUAGCAGCAGCAGAGCACGCCGGAGCCUCGUUGGCUUCCGAGUGAAUGUCGGCGACGCCUGUACGUGUAUUUCUCUCUUCGGUUUAAUUGCACAAAUUUUUGUUCCUAAUAAUUUUACACUUAUAAUUUUUUUUACUUUUAAUAGUCCCAAUUAACUUUUUUAUUUAUUAUUAUUAUUAUUAUUAUUUGUAUUAAGGUUCAAUUAAUCUACGCGCAUUAAAAAUAUUGUUAUAUCGGACGAAAAGAUGCCACGGGGAAAGGCUGGUUGGAUACCGACGUCGACGUGGUAGUCUUUUUCUUUCUUUUUUUGUUGUUGAAAUUAGCAAAAUUUUUAAUGAGCGAGCCUUAAUUAAUUGAAACAAAUAAUAAUGAAGUUUUUUUUAAAAAAAAA